This is a messenger RNA of Micropterus dolomieu (smallmouth bass), 1938 nucleotides long. RefSeq names its product popeye domain containing 3 (gene popdc3). Gene Ontology annotation, cellular component: sarcolemma. The transcript has 3 exons. Gene Ontology annotation, molecular function: cAMP binding. Lineage: Eukaryota; Metazoa; Chordata; Actinopteri; Centrarchiformes; Centrarchidae. Bases 103 to 981 code for a protein of 292 amino acids. The record is from RefSeq and is a predicted model, not a curated record.
CAGCGGCUGUCUUGACCACGGUCUCGCAUUUGGCGGCUCACGUUACCGCAGUUGGAUGACUUUGUGUGUAAUGUGGUAGUAGUUUUAUCCACUGCCGUUAACAUGGAACCUUCGGACUUCGAAUCCAUGAACUUCACGUCGGAGUCAGCAGCGGCAGAGUACCCUUUGUGUGAGGAAUGGAAAGCCGGCUCGGAGGGCUCCGUGUUUCACCUCGCCAGUAUUUUCCUGUUCCUCGGCUUCAUGGGCGGCAGCGGCUUUUAUGGACUCCUCUACCUGUACACCUUCCUAACGUUGGGCUACUUCUGCUGUAUGCUGUGGUCAUGGUCGUAUUUCUGCACGAAGGACUCUUUCCUGUGGCAUUUCGCGCUCUUCGGGGUGUGUAUCGUACAAGUCCUGCAUGUGGCUUACAGGCUGAGGAGCGUUUCCUUCCAGAAGGAAUUCCAGGAGCUUUACAACUGCUUGUUUAAAAAACUAGGGGUGUCGCUGACGCACUUUGGGAAGAUAGUGGCCUGCUGUGACGGAGACAUUCACACAAUAGAGAAGGACCACUGCUUCGCCAUAGAGGGAAAAACCGCUAUCGACAAGCUGUCUGUGCUCCUGUCUGGCAGAAUCCGUGUAACAGUUAAUGGAGAGUUUCUGCAUUACAUCUACCCUUUCCAGUUUCUGGAUUCACCUGAGUGGGACUCUCUCAGACCAUCAGAGGAGGGAGUAUUCCAGGUGACCCUGCAUGCUGAUAAUACCUGCCGAUACGUGGCGUGGAGGAGGAAGAAACUCUAUCUACUUUUUGCAAAGCAUCGCUACAUAGCCAAGAUAUUUGCUCUGGUUGUGCGCAAUGACAUUGCAGAGAAGCUAUAUUCCCUUAAUGACAUGGCUUUCCACAGGUCCGGGCACAGCUAUGAUAUCCGCUUACCAAGUUACUGUAACAUGCCAGGGACCGAAAUAGAAAAGGCAAAUGUCUUUCUGCAAGUACCGAUGCACUAGGAAGGACUUCCUGAAUGCAUCCACACACACACACACACACAGACACACACAGACACACACACACACACUGCUCUAACGUGUCAGUAAGGUGGGGCAAAGUGAGGUAUUAUCUGUACCAUGUAGGGCGAAUAUCUAGUGGUGUUAUCUUAAAUUUUCAUCUGCUCUCAUUAUGCAAAUUUGGUAGGUGGAGCUGACAGAUCAAUAUACACGCAUACAUACUGUACACGGUGUGUCAGGAGUCGGCAAGCUAUGGCACGCGUGCCAGCGUGAGAAUGCAAACUCAAUCCUACAAUAUUGACAUAUACUGCUAUGCUAUUUAAUAUUACAUUAAGUUUGGAAAAAAAAACAGAUGAUCAGCCACCAUGAUGAAUUAAUAUUGACAUUAUUUAUUAGCGUUGUCAAAAUAAUAGAAAAAAUAACUUCUUAUAUUUUAACAGAGGAUUUAUCACACUGGGCUACUUUAUGAUCCACGACCAGGCUGGCCGACCUGCCGGUCAGCUGCAGCUGAACGCUGUCUGUGAAACUGGGCCAUACUAAAACAUUACAUUUGUGACUGAUCCUUGUUUUUGCUGUAAUCUGAUUGGCUCAACGGCGCCGAUCAAAGGAAUUUACUUUCAUCUGGUUUGUUUGACGAGUGCAACAGAGACUGUAAAUAUGGCGAAAAAUGUGAAUUUAGAAGAAAAAAUGCGGCAUUAUAGGCAUUUGUAACUAUUUUAGCCUUCUGACUGACUGUACACAUGACAUGUUGGUAGUUAACAGUAUACUGUGACCUGGUCUCGGUCAGUACAGUGGUGACUUGCUUAUUCAAACCGAGGAGGCAGGUGUCAUCCUAAAGUUUCUUGAAGGUCUUCAAUAACACAAAAACAAGUAUUUUAAUAAAAAAAUGUUAUUGUUAUUGAAUAUGAACAGUGGAAAAAAAGGUUAUGAAUGUAUGGGAAAUAAAGAUGUUUAGCUCAA